UCUCUUCUACUGGAGAAAGUAAUACACAGCUUCGUGCGUUUGAUGUAAACGCCAAAUAUCUGCUAAUCUUUUGACCGCUUCAAAGUUUGAAGUUUGAAAGGGGUGGAGUUACACCUGCGAAGGGCGGAGUCACAAUUAUGUUGCACCGGACAUCUAUUUUGCGGGCGAUUUCUCUACUAGUGCAUCUAGCAUUUGUCACCGUGCAUUCGGUCUCCGGUCUCAGUGUUCCCAUCUUCACACAGCAACCAACAAACACGAUCGCCGUUCUCGGUCUCUCAAUCGAUUUGACGUGCCAAGCGACGGGAGAUCCUCCUCCGACCUACAUCUACACUCACAACAACAGCCCGGUCGCCAACGACACGAGCCGUGGAGUAACGAUCGCGAACGGCAAACUGACACUAGAGAAGUACCAAGCAUCGGACGCUGGUCAAUACGUCUGCACAGCGACAAACAGCGAAGGAUCAAUCAACAGCAAUACAGCUACUUUGAGAACAGCUUACAUCUCAAAUACAUUCGCAACGUACCCGAUCUCUCAGGUUCUUGUCGCGCACUCGUCGUUGUCAUUGACCUGCACAAUAGACAGCCUGCCAAAUGCUGAUAUCACGUUCGUUCAUAACAAUAACAUUCUGCGUGCGGAUUCAAGUCCCCGUUUUACGACCGUGGCGCUCUCCAAAGGCAGCAGACUCGACAUAAGCGACACGCAUUUCUCCGAUAACGGCACGUAUUACUGCGGUGCCAUGAAUCCGAUCAACUCCGGGUUCGUGAUUGGAGCCACCAUCACCGUCAACGUUCAAGGUCCUCCUGAGUUCGUCACGCUUCCUUCAUCACAGUCGAUUCCUGAAGGACUGGCGGCUCGUCUGGAUUGCGUAGUUGUGGCGAUACCGGCGGCGACGUCAACGUGGACGACGCCGGGAGGAACCGACUUGCCAUCAACAAUUUCUCCACGAUUCUCUGUGUUAUCCAAUAACAGUCUGAUGAUAAGUAACGUCCAGAAGACCGAUGCUGGAUUAUACACGUGCACAGCGAGCAAUCGCUUUGGGUCACCAGCAGCUAGCUCGCGUCUUACCGUGCUCGAUCCACUCUCCAAGCCUUCCUUUACUACCUCCCCAGCUAGUGUGACUGCACUCUCCAAUUCGAGCAUUACAAUGAACUGUGUAGCUUCAGGAAACCCUUCUCCGACUAUUACGUGGACGAGAGGCAACGAAGCGUUGAGAUAUAAUUCCAGAAUUGUAUUCCUUGCCAGUCAGGGUGUGCUUAGAAUAUCGUUCAUAAUACCCGACGACGAAGCCCAAUACACGUGUACAGCAACAAACUCUGAGGGAUCAGUGACGUCAUCUGCGGUACUCACAGUCCAAGUGCUGCCGGCGAUCACGUCCUCUCUUCCAAAUUUGGUAUUAAACGAGGGCGCGUCACUUCAAGUCGACUGUACAGCAACCGGCAAACCAUCACCCUCUAUCGUAUUUGGCCACCCAUCCUCGGCUAGUGCGAUAACGAGCGUUUCAGGAAGAUUAACCGUUGCGUCGCUAGCGAGGACCGACGCCGGACAGUAUUCGUGUACGGCGACAAACGUGGUCGGAAGAGACAAGAAGGAGUUCACCUUGAAAGUACAAGGAAUACCCUACUUCAUCAGAAAACCCAAUAACGUGGCGGUAACAACAGGAGCAACGGUCACAUUCUAUUGCGACAUUGCCGGCGACCCGGUACCGACUAAGACGUGGACAAGGUCCAACCGCACUCCUCUUCCCAUGGACCCGCGCUUCACCGCCCCGAGCACCGGCGAGCUUCAGAUACAAACCGUCAUCAAGACCGACGCCGGCACUUACGAAUGCCGAGCGUCCAACAGUUUUGGCGAAGUGGUGGCUUCGGGAGCAUUGUCAGUCCACGUGUUUCCUUCGUUUUCUCAACGUCCCGCAGACAUCGAAGUCGUGCAAGGUGGAGACGCCGUUUUUGAAUGCGUCACGACCGGCAGUCCGAGUCCGACGUACGGCUGGACGUUUCCCAAUGGCACCGUCAUUGCCGCAAGUCCCAACGGCAGGUUUCUCAGCGACGGCGGCAUGCUUACUAUCAAACGGCUCACCGCUGCGGACCAGGGACGCUAUACGUGCAUAGCCACCAACGCAGCCGGCUACAUAUCAUCCGCAGCGACAGUGACGAUGCUCACAUUGCCGACGUUUACUACCAAGCCAUCUGACACUAUUGUCAUCGCCAGUCAAACGGUGUCGUUCUCCUGCUCUGCGACUGGGAUCAACCAGCCGACUAUAUCGUGGGUAUUGGUGCCCAACAACGGGGUCGAACUACCGCUUACGAGUGCGAGAUACUUGGUGACGAGUACGGGAACUCUGACCAUACCGGGAAUCGAGAAGACGGACGAGGGAAUAUACCAAUGCCGAGCUAGCAACCGAGCAGGGACGAUGUCGCUUCAGGCUCGUCUAACAGUACACAUUAAGCCUGUUGCUUAUCUUCUCGAGACCACCUUGACUCUAAUCUCCGGUCAAAACGGCGAAUGGAGGUGCAACAUAACCGAAGGUGACCCGACUCCGACGUUCAAAUGGACUCACGCAUCCGAGAGCUCGUUGACUGAUGUCAACCGCUUUGUCGACAGCCGCGACGGUCUCCUCACGCUCAAAUCCGUACAAACAACGGAUGCUGGACAGUACACAUGCCAAGCCACAAAUUACGUCGGCAGUUCGACAGCAACAGGAACAUUAAACAUUCAAGUUAUCCCUACCAUUUCUUUCGUCGCAGCUAAACCGGUUGUGGUUGGUGGAAGUGCCUUACUCGAAUGCAAUGCGACGGGUGUUCCCAUGCCGACGGUUAGAUGGAGAAUUCGAACUUCUGGCAAAGUAAUUCGUACUGACAGUCGCUACAGCCAAACAUCAAGCGGCUCGUUGGUGAUCACUAACGUCAGAGGCUCGGAUCAACAGGCGUACGAGUGUCAAGCCGUAAAUGCUGCUGGUACCGCGUCUCGCAACGUUAACCUCAAACUUAUUUUGCAGCCGGGCGCGGUGUCAAAACCAACCGCGACCAACGUCGGAGUCCACGAAGUAACUCUCACGUGGACCAUCUCCGACUCGGGUGGUAGCCCUAUCACCGGCCAUCAAAUCGAGUACUUUUUGCAGACGUCGUGGCGAAAAAUACCAACGACAUACGACGGCAACAAUACUCAAAAUAUAACGGGAUUGACCGGCAACACCGAGUACUUCUUCCGUGUUACGGCCAUAAACAAAGUGGGACCCAGUUCGAACGGUGUACCAAGCGACCCGGUGAAAACACUAAUUGGAGCUCCUUCAGCCCCUCAAGACUUCAAAGCGGUAGCGACCGGCCCCAAUUCGGUCGAGCUAACUUGGAUGAAUCCACAAGUCUCCAACGGUCCCUUGCAGUACUACGAAAUCGAUUACGAAUCGAGAGACAUCGAACAGAUUGCCAGCACAACGCGUCGACACAAAGACCUAGCGUCCCUCGCAUACACGGUCACGCGACUCGACCCCUACAUUUCUUACGUCUUCCGCAUUCGGGGAAACAACGGAGGAGAGGAACUCGCCGGAGAGUACGCCACCGCAACGGCAAGAACCAACGCAUCCGUUGCAACGGCACCACCGCAAAACGUACGGUUAGAAGCCGCGGGAGAACCAGUCAUUACUGUCACGUGGGAGCCGCCAUCACCGAUAGGUAGAAACGGACCGAUAAGUGGGUAUUACCUUUACUAUCGCAUCGUAGGGAGCGAAGGUGAGACUAAACGAUACUUCAGCGAGGAACUUAGGGGAGAAACAACGUCGUACAAGUUAGAAGCGCAAGGUAACGUGAGGUAUGGUGUCGUCUUAUCUAUGUUCAAUGAUUUCGGAGAAGGACCGAACAGUACAGAAGUGCAAUUGACUGCACCGAGUGCCGGAUUUGAGACGGAAACGAGCGGAGCGUCGCUGGGAGAGGGAAAACAAGCAGCUAUAGCAGUCGGUGUAGUUUGCUUUGUUCUACUCUGUACGUUAAUCGUGGCCUCGUUCUAUUACCGCUACAAAAUGCGGACAGCCGUGCUCAGCAUGACUCGCGGUGACGAGGAAUUAGGGAAUGAAGAUGCUGUAGGAGGCGGAAAAGAACGUGGAGGCGACGGAUAUCUUCCUGAUUCACCAGAGGUGAGGAGCAAGAACGUUCGAGGUAAUUAUCGAGAGAGGCAAAGCCAGAAACGCGCAAGUGCCAGCAACGUGGCUCAAGCUACUACCACCACAACUGCUACAACCCGGAAAAACGAUACCAAAGAGCCUGAUAGUCCUCGAUACGUUCCGCCUCCUACCACCACAGCCGCUACAACCCCGGGAAACGAUACAAAAGAGCUCGAAAGUCCUGGAUACGCUCAACCUGGAGACCUACUCCUUCCAAGAACAAAGUCCGACGACUCGAGGGGAGAAACAGCGGGGGUAGACAACGCCGUUUACGCUCAAGUAGACCUGCAAGCGAAACACAGACAGAACGACGAUGAAAGUCGUCGACAGGAGGAAAACAUGACAGAAGAAGCAACGAGGAGAGCGACUCAAGAGGCCGCCAAACGGGAAGAAGAAGUUCGGCACAAGCAACUCGAAGAGCAACAACGAGCACAAAAGGAACAGAAAAGGCAAGAGCAAAUCCGGCAAAAGGAAGCCGAGGCAAUGAGAAAGAGAGAAGAGAAGAAACGCCGGGAAGAGGAGACGAGAAGAAUGAAAGAAAUCAUGAAGCAAGACCGAAAAAAUCAGAGCGCAAGAGAGAAGGCCGCCAAGAAGCGCGGGAGCAAAUCAGCUCGACCGUACAACCUCUCUUCCGAUCCCGGCUUCGGUACUGCUGGACUGUUCUAGACACUUGCAUAGAAAUGGUAGUCUUUCUUGCGGCCUAGACCCUAUAGAGUCGACAUUUGCGUAUAGCUUGUUGUUUGAUUGAUAUCUGACUAUUAACUAUUGACGGUCAGCUAAAUGUUUCGACUGCUGACACAAAUCUAUUAAAACUUUUAUAUUAUACUAGAUCCAUGCCCCGUCCUUUGUACGGGCAAGAUACUGUAGCGUUCUGACGGAAGACGCAGUCUGAGCGUGUGCGGACGUCACGUGCAAUUUUUUGUUGCG
Molecule: messenger RNA, 5081 nt
Organism: Corticium candelabrum
Lineage: Eukaryota; Metazoa; Porifera; Homoscleromorpha; Homosclerophorida; Plakinidae
Product: roundabout homolog 2-like
Exons: 17
Coding region: 138-4820 (1560 amino acids)
Biological process (GO): dendrite self-avoidance; homophilic cell-cell adhesion; axon guidance
Cellular component (GO): axon; plasma membrane
Molecular function (GO): cell-cell adhesion mediator activity
Source: RefSeq, a predicted model, not a curated record